AGGAACCCUCCGCAGGCGGCGCCGCGCGGGCAGGAACCCGGGCGGGGAAUCGGGACGCGAGCCCCGGGCGCCUGGGGGCCGGUCCUCUCUCUGCUGCUGGGGCGCUGGGUGUGACACUUUGUAACUGCUUUUGUUAGAUGUGGGUGUUGGAAGCUGAGAGGGGGAUGUGGUUUGUUAAGGGAAACCGCCCUUCCUGGGGGUCUGGAAUCUGAAGCUGUGACUCGGUGCAAAGGCUUCUCCACGGCGGCUUUACAGGACCGAGGACAGAGUGCGUUAGACCUGCCCCCGUCUCAGCACAGAUCAUACGUGGGUAGCAGCGGGCCACAUUGGACCCACGGAUGAAGAUUAUGUGCCCUUAGCACCUGGAGGAUGAUGCCUGAUGGCGCUCCCCACUCUGCCCUCCUACUGGUGCAGUAGAAGGCUUCUGGAUCAGCAGGCAACUCGGCAGCGACAGAGAGAGCAAGAAGCCCGGCUUCGGCAGCAGUGGGACCAGAACAGCCAUUAUUUCCAGAGGUCUGACAUCUAUACCUCCAAACAGGCAGAAUGGAGCUCCAAAGCUUCCUACCUGCGGAGCAUGCAUGCCUACCAGCGAGAGAAGAUGAAGGAGGAGAAGAGGAGGAGUCUGGAAGCGCGUCGAGACAGACUCCGGCAGCUUAUGCUGGAGGAACAGGACCUGCUGGUCAGGGAACUGGAAGAGCUGAGGCUGAGCAUGAACUUGCGGGAACGAAGAAUCCGGGAGCGGCAUGGGAAUCUGAAAUCUGCCCAAGAAGAACAGAGGAAACUGAUUGCUGAACAACUUUUGUAUGAACACUGGAAAAAGAACAACCCGAAACUUCGAGAGAUUGAGUUGGACCUUCACAAGAAGCAUGUGAUAAACUCUUGGGAAACACAGAAAGAAGAAAAAAAACAGGAGGAAGCCACCAAAGAGCAAGAGAACAGACGCUAUGAAAAUGAAUACGAAAUAGCUCGGAGGGAAGCAAUGGAGCGGCUGAGAGCCGAGGAGGAGCGGAGGCACCUGGAGGAUAAGCUGCAGGCGGAGGCGCUGUGUCGGCAGAUGGAGGAGCUGAAGCUGAAGGAGAUGGAGGCAACCAAACUGAAGAAGGAGCAGGAGAAUCUUCUGAAGCAACGGUGGGAACUGGAGAGGCUGGAGGAAGAGAGGAGGCAGAUGGCAGCCUUCCGGCGGAAGGCAGAGUUGGGGCGUUUUUUGAGACAUCAGUACAAUGCACAGCUCAACCGACGCACCCAGCAGAUCAAACAGGAACUGGAGGCAGACAGGCGCAUCCUGCAGGCCCUCCUGGAGAAGGAGGACGAGGCCCAGCGCAUGCACCUGGCCAGGCGGGAGCAGGCCCUGGCUGACGUGGCCUGGAUGAAGCAGGUCAUCGAGCAGCAGCUGCAGCUCGAGAGGUCGCGGGAGGCAGAGCUGCAGAUGCUGUUGAGGGAGGAGGCCAAAGAGAUGUGGGAGAAGAGAGAAGCAGAGUGGGCCCGGGAGCAGAGCGCGCGGGACAGGCUGAUGACCGAGGUUCUGAUGGGGAGGCAACAACAGAUACAAGAAAAGAUUGAACAGAACCGACGGGCCCAAGAGGAAUCCCUCAGACACAGGGAGCAACUCAUUCAGAAUCUCGAGGAGGCAAGAGAGUCGGCCCGCCGAGAGAGAGAGGAGAGUGAAGAACUGAAGUCAGCUAGGAAGCAGGAGUUGGAGGCCCAGGUGGCAGAGCGCCAGCUGCGGGCAUGGGAAGAGGACCAGCAGGCGGAGGAGGAAGAGGCGGAGACCAGGCAGGCAGAGCAGCUCUCUGAUGCUCUGUUGCAGCAGGAGGCGAAGAUCAUGGCCAAGCAGGGCUACCGGCCCAAGGCCUACGGACAUCCCAGAAUUGCUUGGGACUAACUUUGCUGGUACUGUAGGCACAGAGAAGAAUGGUGCUGAGUUCUUUGACCCGCAGCUGCUAGACAGUUCUACAGUGUUUGGCUCUGCUCAGGGUUCAAGGCAACACCGGGAGCUGAGCUCUGCAUGCUCAGGUGUGUGGUCAAGGGCAACUUGAAGGGCUUGGCGUCCCCCGGCGUGGAUGUGCAGAACCCUGGUGUGACGCCCUCUCCCGCCUUUCUCAUCCAAGAGCCUCUCACAGCUCCCGUUCACGGUACUCUUGUAAAGUAUUCAUAAAUAACUUAAGGUUCUGGAUCAAUACUAAGAGGUACAAGUCGUAUUUCAUAACAGGAUAUGUGGUUUCUCGUCUCCCCCGUGUCAACUCCAGAGAAGACUAGCCAGGGCGUUGCACAUGCUAGGCAAGCACUCUGCCACGGGCCAAAUCCCCAACCCCAUACUUUAAAAUUGUCAUUUAAAUUUAACUGUUGUAUUGAAAACAAACUUACAGGUCUUGGUGUAGUUUAUUUCAAGGUUUAUGAAUUUAGUAGCCUGAAAGGAGCACAUCUUUUAUAUUUGGGAAGCAAAGAACUAGGAAUAAUUAGGACCUUCCAACAGUCUGACGGUCUCUGAAUGCUUCUGGAAAGGUGGUGAGAAAUGAGUCUUCCUCCUUCAGGAAGUGUUUUGUGAGAAUUUCUGCAGAGUGUGUAUGCAGGGCAGUAAUCACAGUGUGUGUUGCUGACCCUGCAAAAGAACCCCAAACGGUCCCCUGGCUGACUGGUCUUUUAAAGGCAGGGCCCUGACCUUCUAGUGUCUGGGGAAGGUCUCCGUUUCACGCAGCCACCUGGGACUUUUGUGCCCAGAGAAAGGGGCUGAACCUGAAGAAACCAGAUGGACUCAGACCACGGACCCGCCCCCCUCUUCUCCCACUGUUGUGUCAGUGUGACAUAGUCCCAGAUUUCUCUCUACAAUAGCUACAGUUCCUUGUAGUAAUGAUCAUAUUUUUAUGACUGGUAUUUUUUCCAUACUCUUCCUCUGAGAAGUCAUUUUCAUGACAUUGUAUUCAAGGUUCCAUGGCUCAGGAAAUGACAACUAAUUAUUGGCUAUUUUCCUAUGGUUAUUAAAAACCAGAGUUUAGUAAAAUAUUUCUGAGUCUCAGGGUCACAUUUCCUCUCCCUUCCAUCAUGUUGUGAAAACAAAUUGAGCUGCAGACUGCAUCCUGAACCCGAUGUUCGUCCUGUGUCUUGGGUUCUCCAGGAGUGGCCCCCGAGCCCCGCUCGUGUCGUGCUUGCUCAUUUUUAUCCCCCAGAUGUUCAUUAAUUGUGACAUAAAGCCCUGCUUGACAGCGCCACUCCAGGCUUUGUCCCUGUUGCUCUUAUUUAUCACUGCACAGUGCAUUGCUCGUGGUGGCUCUUUACAGAUUUAACCCACCUCUCCCACAGGUCUGGAUGUUUUCUGUGACUGAUCAUUUAUUGGUCAUAUUCAUUUUUCUUGUCACAGGACUGUGUUCUCCCUUUAAGUUUCCUUGGGAACUGCAGAAAGUUAUUAGCAAUCAUAUGCCGAGUUCCCAUAGAGACCUGAUCUGGACCGAAUUCCUGGUAAAUAGGUCUUCGGAUUUUUACUGAACAAAUCUUUUAUUAUUUUUGAAGCCUGGCGGUCAUCUUCCUCAUUAGCAUUACAAUUCUGUCACAUUGGCUCUUCCUAAUACAUUUAAAUAUUUCUUCACUAAACUGGACUAAAAUACCUAUUUUGUAAAUCUGGACGUUCCACCGUCUUCCUGUCCCUGUCAUCUCCUGCACCUCUUACUGCAUAUGGGUUAGGGUUGUGACUAUAGCUGUGCAUAAGCAGAUGCCACCCGGUGACAGGGACGCCUGUGAGGAAAGUGUCACGCAGUCUCAUCGCUGGCCAACAGUACUCAUCCAAACUAGUUGGCCACCCGCCGAGGCUCUGCUGCCUUGCCUCGGGUGUGCAGUUGCCGCUGACCCACACCUCAGUUAUGUGGUGCGUGACUGUAUAUUGGUUUUAAUGUUUUAAAGUCCCUUUUUUUCCUAAUUAAAAUUAAUGAUUUCUAGGGCUGAGAAUGUAGCUCAGUGGUCGAGCACUUACCUAGCAUUCUCAAGGCCUCGGCUUUGGUCCCCAGCACUGCAAGAUAAAUAAAUAAAUAGAGAAAGAAAUAAAGACUUCUAGGUUAUUCUUCAGAUUCUGCUAAAGGUCGAUUCCUUCUAUACAGGACGGUGCUGAAGCCACUAGUGACACGAAGCGAUUCUUGCAGCGCUCUAGAAAUGGCGGUCUUUCUCUCUGCUCUUCAUUCAGCACACAUCUCUCUAGGGAUGGUUGAGUGCUGGGUCUGGGCAAGGGACAAAGCUGAACAAGAACACUGACACUGGAAUGGGACACAGAUGAGCAGACACGACUGGCCGGCACAGAGCCAGUUGCAACUCCUGGGGUUGAGAAGGCCAUUUGUGCAAUAAGUACACCCGGCACCAGCAGAUUCUCAGUGGAUACAAUGAAUUUUUAUCACCUGGAUUUUUUAGGUAGUUGUCAGUGAAAUCGACCUUUAGCAGAAUCUGAAGAAUAACCUAAAAGUCUUUAUUCUUUAUCUAUCUGUUUAUUUAUUUAUACGGCAUUUUGGGAGUGAGGGUAUAGCUUAGUUGGUAGAGCACUUGCCUCACAUUGCACAAGGCCCUGGGUUCAAUCCCCAGCACCACCAAAAAAAAAAAAAAAAAAAGUAAGAAGGAAAAAUAUAUGGUAUGGCAUCUUU
Molecule: messenger RNA, 4616 nt
Organism: Marmota monax (woodchuck)
Lineage: Eukaryota; Metazoa; Chordata; Mammalia; Rodentia; Sciuridae
Gene: Tchp
Product: trichoplein keratin filament binding
Exons: 13
Coding region: 380-1882 (500 amino acids)
Biological process (GO): apoptotic process
Cellular component (GO): keratin filament
Source: RefSeq, a predicted model, not a curated record